GUUUAACUUACAACAGAUCAUCUCACCUCAAUCUAAUCUUUUCAUGACCGCCUGCAAUGAAGAGAUACUAUCAAUAUUUGUUUCUCAUCAUCAGCAUCUUCUUCUUUAUCGCCUUUGCUUUUGCUGAAGAACCUCAACGUUGUUCAGACAAAACAGCCUACUUGGUUCACAAAGAGAGACUAGUCGCUAGAGUAGCUAGUGACAAGAGAGCUCAUGGAAGAAUUUCGGAGGUGAGCAAGGCAAGAGGCGUUUAUGGAGGUGGAUCACUUGUCAGACCUACAGGUAAGAAGAACAGAGCUAUAUCCUCCAUGACCAAAUCUGCUUCACUCGCUGUUCUUCAAGUAACUGUUGCAGUUCUUGUCCAUCUUUUCUUGCACUGAAAAUGCAAAACUUACUCUAUGUGCAAACUGGUUACUUUUUGAUGCAAAGAUUCAGAAUUUCUAAGUUUUAUCUAGCAUUUCGAUCUGCUUCACAUUCAUCAAAUAGAGGUGAUUUCCAAUGUUUAAUAAGCUGUGUAGAGUUCUGUUCUCUAUCUCUCUCCCAAAAGAAUCUAGUUUCUGCAUACUAUUACAUAACCUUUAUUUAUCAUACUAUGUUGGUAUCCAC
Eruca vesicaria subsp. sativa (arugula) is the source of this 606-nucleotide messenger RNA. The record is from the annotation of a GenBank genome assembly. NCBI's taxonomy places the organism in Eukaryota, Viridiplantae, Streptophyta, Magnoliopsida, Brassicales, Brassicaceae.